UGGGCCGACCAGAGCACCGCCCAGAAGAACUAUUAUUCCCAGCGCGCCGUGUGGCUACGGGCAGUAGGAAGGCCAGAAAAGCAUUGUCUCUGUCGAGCUGGGUAGAGGCAGAAGGGUCUCGCGGAGGAUGGAGGAAAAACUCCCCACCGGCAUCAAGCCCUACCUGGACAAGCUCACCUUGGGCGUCACAAGGAUAUUGGAGACUUCCCCAGGAGUUGCUGAAGUGACUUUUGUGGAAAAGGAGCCAGCUGAACGCCACACAAUCAUCUCUUGGGAACAAAAGAACUCCUGUAUAUUACCUGAGGAUUUAAAGAACUUCUAUCUGAUGACUGAUGGCUUCCAGAUGACCUGGAGUGUGAAGACUGAUGAUACUCCAAUGCCCCUGGGCUCCAUGGUGAUUAACAGUGUCUCAAAGCUGUGUCGCCUUGGGGGUUCCUCUAUGUACACUCUACCUAGUGCUCCAACUCUCGCUGACCUGGAAGAUGACACAGAUGAGGAAGGUAAUGGAGACAAACCAGAGAAGCCACACUUUGAUUCUCGUAGUCUUAUCUUUGAAUUAGACCCAUGCAAUGGGAAUGGGAAAGUCUGUCUUGUUUAUAAGCAUGCUGAACCAGUGGUCUCCCAGGACACAGAGAUCUGGUUCCUGGACAGAGCUCUGUAUUGGCAUUUCCUCACCAAAACCUUCACAGCCUACUACCGCCUGCUCAUCACCCACCUGGGUCUUCCACAGUGGCAGUAUGCCUUCACCAGCUAUGGAGUCAGCCCCCAGGCCAAGGUUUUGAUGAAGAAAUCCAGCCAGUAUUGAAACCCAAAAGCCAACAAUGCAGAGGAAAUAGGCAACUCUGGUGCCAGCUUAUGUCUUCCUAAAGAAUCCUUCUUGGGAAAGGUGUACUCCUUCUUACAGGUUGGGAAACUGAGACAUGAACCUUCCCACAGUGCUGCCAGCAAUAACAGAAGAAAAACAUCAUUUAAGGAAGAAAAUCUGUUUUUUCUCUUUGUUGCCUCUCUCAGAGGUUUCCUACCCAUUAUUUCCCCAUGAUGAGCUGCCACCCAGCUCUCAUUUUAAUCAGAAAACAUAAGCCAGCAUACAUGACUGGAUUUAAAAC
Messenger RNA from Lonchura striata (white-rumped munia), 1106 nucleotides. Lineage: Eukaryota; Metazoa; Chordata; Aves; Passeriformes; Estrildidae. The record is from RefSeq and is a predicted model, not a curated record.